This is a messenger RNA of Rubroshorea leprosula, 560 nucleotides long. Lineage: Eukaryota; Viridiplantae; Streptophyta; Magnoliopsida; Malvales; Dipterocarpaceae. The record is from the annotation of a GenBank genome assembly.
GUGGGUGUUGGUAAAAUUAGGAGGAAAAAGGAUGAACAUCUCAGCUGUAGCUGUGUGUGUUUUGUGUGUGGUUUUGAUGUUUGGUUUCACAUAAUGAAAGAAUUAAGAUUCAAUGCUGGAGAAAAUUAUUGUAAAGGAUUGUCUAAAGAUGUUGGAUGCAGCACAGGCAGCAAGCAGAGAGGGAGUCCAGCACAAGCAGCAAGCAGAGGGUCCGGCACAGGCAGCAAGUAGAGGGUCCGGCACAGGAGGCAUCAAGCACAGGAGGCAGCAAGCAGAGGGUCCAACACAGGAGGCAGCAAGCAGAUUGAGUCCGGCACAGAAGGCAGCAAGCACAGGAGGCAACAAGCAGAGGGUCUGGCACAGAAGGCAGCAAGCACAGGAGGCAGCAAGCACAGGGUCCGGCACAGAGGUAGCAAGCAGCUCCAACAGCAGACUUGUAGGCUGUAGUAGAUCUGUAGCAGCAAGAAGGGGUUGUGGCUGAAACCAAGAGUGAGUGAGGGGUUGUGGCUGCAUGCGUGAGUGAGGACAAGAAGGGAAAUGAAUAAAGUUAUGAAAUUAGG